UUGUCUCUCUUUUGAAGUAAAUAUCACUCUAAAUUCUUGCUGCGUGAAGGAGUUAGUAUUGUCACUGUAAUGUAAAAAAAAAAAAUUCCACUCCAGACAAGCUUUGACUGAGAGUGACAGAUAGCUCAAAUAAACAACUGACUUAUCACCGCAUUUCCGCAAAUGAAAUCUUUAAAAUAAACCACUUUCUUAAUACAGUGAAUGCACCUGUUGCAUGACGUUUUGUUUAACUUUAAUGAGGAUGAAAAAGAUAUGCACGGGUGUGUCAUUUUAAUUGCCAACACUAAUUAUGACCCAUUAAAAAAAUAAUGUUUUAAGAAUGUACAAGUCGGUGUUGAAGGCAAGAUAUAUAAGACAUACACACCCCCACACACACAGUCUGAGGAUUUGGCAGUUAGAAGGAAAUACAUGGUACGAUCGCUCUGAAAAUUUCAGAAUUAAACAGCUCCACCUUUGUUAAUGAAAACUAUAUUGAGGUAAGUGUGAUUUUCCAUUUUGCCUUUAAAAAUAUAGGUAUAAUAAUAUUUACAUAUUAUAUAUGAUAUUUGUUGAAAGUUUCAACACGCUAGUUUUUUCAAUUCUUUUUCUUACUGUUUAUAGCACACCAGCUCAUGCAUUUUCACUCUUUUUUAUUCAUAUGGAGCCACUGAAUGAAUUAAGUGCAGUGAGCUGGCAUAUUGUAGAUUAUAUUUUCAAGAAUUUGAGCAAAAGAAAUGCCUAUCAAGUAAGUUUCCUUUUUCCGAAAGUUUCAUUUUUUCCAGGUCCCACCCCCCAUCAUCAACAUAAUGAGCAGCAAGUGGUCAUUCCUGCUAUCUGUGGGGCUGGUCCUCAGCCUCACAGGCCGAAUGCAAUGCUUCGAACCACUCUUUGCAAGUGGGUCCCUAACUCACAAGGACAUCACCAUAAGGGCAAUUGUUCAAAAGACUGCCGAGGUAUGCAGAGACAUUGCUGCUGUAAAUGGACAGGACUUCAGUCUGACAAUUGAUGACAGUCUAACCAUUGAACAAGUACUCGAGGCAUGCUUCUCCAGUUCCUCGUUACUGUCCAGUUUCCAGUUCAAUUCAGCCAUUGCUGAAAUUUUCUUAGCUAAUGCUUUCGUGGAUAGACGUUUGUUCGGUAACGUGCACCAUUUUGAUGAUGAGGCCUUCCAAGGAGGACGAGACAUAAUAACACGAGGUGUGGCUGAUGUGAAGGACAAUGUGAGAAGGGAAAACUUCGACAUAGCGCGUUUCAUCCUUGGAAUGACACUUCACACACUGCAGGCUUUCUACAGCCACAGCAACUGGGUGGAGUUGGGCAACCUGGCUCCUUACAGUGUUUUGAUAAGACCUGACCAACCCCUUGACAACCUGGCAGGCAUUGAUGUUCCAACUUGUAGAAAUUGUGACGGCGAUAACUGUGAUGACAACAUUUUGCCCAAUGUGUUGGCGAAUAGGCUUCUCACAUCAGGCUACUUCAGCCUCUUCUCUUCAGCAAAGCCAGACGGUAAAUGUAGCCAUGGCGGUUUGGACGACAGGACGAGCAGAACUCCACCAAUAGGUGGCAUCAAUAAGAACACAAUUGGUUCGGAGCACGGCUCAUUACACAAUCAAGCGGCCAAUUUAGCUAUAACUGCUACUAUGGAGCUUCUGGAGGAUAUCAGAAUAGCUGGAGGAGACAAGAAUUUCCUACGACUGAUGGGCCUCUCCCAGACUUCUGUGCUAUGUUUUGUCAUCGACACCACUGGAAGUAUGAUUGACGAGAUAGCCGAAGUCAGGAGACUUUCUGCUCAAAUUGUUGAAAGUAGGAGAGGAACCAUACUGGAGCCGCCAGCCUACAUAUUGGUUCCCUUCAAUGAUCCAACUUUCGGACCUCUACUAAGGACAAGCGACGCAGAUUUUUUCAUAGAUGAGAUCAAUAGGCUGAGGGCCUCUGGAGGUGGUGACCUCCCAGAGUUCAGCUUGUCCGGACUACAGCUUGCUCUGACCGGGGCUCCACCCUUAUCGGAGAUAUUUGUCUUCACUGAUGCAGCGGCAAAGGAUGCGUUUUUAAGGAACACCGUCAUUGCCCUAAUUGAGGAAAGAAAGUCCGUGGUAACAUUCAUUCUGACAAACAUCCUCUUGCCCGGAAGACGUAAAAGAGACGUUCAAAAUGCGACGUCUCGAAUAUUGCUUCCAGAAGCUUUGCAGUUGUACCGCGACAUUGCCAGGGCAUCUGGAGGCGAAACUAUUGAAGUCAGGAACUCACCGACAGAGUUCGCUCUGGCGACAUCUGUUAUCGAGGAAUCUCUAAGAAGUGCAACGGUGAUAGUUUUUCAAGAGGAAAGCAGCAAAUCUCAAACUUUCCAAUUUACCAUUGAUAACUCACUACAGAACGUGAUUAUCUCCAUUACAGGGAAUCCAGAUCUUACCUUUAAUCUCACCAGCUCAACUGGUGUAACUCAGAACUCAAGUGAGUCCAGUGGCCCUCUGGCAUCUUUUAUUUUGGUAGGUACCCUUCAUCGACUGAGGCUCAACAACGACAGUGAAACUGGACUGUGGAAAAUCAGUGUUGACUCCGAAGACCCCUUCUUAGUUAGGAUUACAGGUCAAAGUCCAGUGAACUUCAUCUACAACCUUGUGGAACCCCGUGAAGGACUCACAGCAAGAUUCUUUCCAUUUGUUGGGCGGCCAUUUUCAGGAAGUAAUGUUACCGCCCUGAUCACACUGACAGGAAGGGAGAAUGAAACUGUCUCAGAGGUCACGCUGUUUGACAGCGCAGGACCAACAGAGGUCAUCGGUACAUCAGAGUUUUUAGGAGGAACUGACUACCUGGUGACAUUCAAUGAGAUUCCAGAUGGUGAUUUUGUGCUUCGACUCAGAGGAACCAGCAACUCCUCAAAAUCAACUGCAAACAUGUUCCAGAGGCAGGCCGCCACUCAGAUCUCCACAUCUAAUGUUUCUGUUACUGCUCAAGUCAACAUCACCAUUAUAGAACCAGGCUCUACUAUCUUUAUCCCGUUCACUGUCUGCAUAAUGUCUAGAGGUGUAAUUAAUGAGACCACGGAUGCGACAUUCACAGUGCGCGCUACCAAUGACCGCGGCUUUGAAUCGUCGCCGCCAAUGUCUAUCACCGUACAAGCAGACAGUGGAGGGAAAGCCAAUGGCACCGUGAGCCUAACCGUUCCUGAAAGUGCAGAAUCAGGGACCGAUGUGACGCUGACAAUUGAGGUACAGAAUGAAGUUUCAGCUGAUAUCAACUUUGCUGUCGUCAGAUUUGGAGUUGCUAACAUGUCUCGUGACAUUACCCAGCCAGUGUGCAUGAAUGGCCGCGUAACUGGCAACUGCUCAGUCGAUUCAUCAAUGUGCAACUCCUCCCAGUGGUCAUAUGUUGUUGAAGUGACUGACGGAGUUAAUGGAACAGGUAUUGCCGGCAUCACUAUCCGCCAAGGGAACGGCACACUCAACACGAGCACAGUGUCUGGGCCCGGUGGGGAGAACAUCACAGUGGCUUCCUACCAGGCUUCCUGCUGUGCAGACAGGGUGGCGCUGGCUGCUGUAGACAAUACAGGAAACGUGGGCGUUUGCAUGGCCCAGGUGGCUGAUCUUUUUUCACCAAUGUGCCUGGAGGUCAGUACAUCCAGCUGUCCAACCUCUUCAUCACCCUGUAGCUCCUCUCAGUGGGAAUAUGUGGUCGACGUGACUGGUGUUAAUGGAGUUAGCAGAGAGAACGUUACUAUCCUUUUAGGGGAUGGUACUCUCACCACAAGCACAGUGGUUGGACCAGGUGGUGAGAACAUCAUUAGGGCUUCCUACCGAGCCUCCUGCUGUGCAAACAGAGUGGAAUUGUCUGCUGUGGACAACCUGGGAAAUGACGUCAUUUGUGUAGGCCGGGCAAGAGAGGCGCCCACCAAUGUCCCGACAAUUCCAACGCCGAUCCGACUCCAAGUGACAACCAACAGUACGGGCACUGGAGGGCACACCGUGAGCACAACACUUCAUGUGUGGAUACCUGUGGUGAUACUACCACUUUUGAGAUGUGUUUUAGAACUUUAGAAUUUUCCCUCAUUAAUGACAUAGGAUCAGCGCCGGCCCAGGCCAUUUGGGGGCCCUAAACAAAAUAAUGCAAACGGGCCCAUAUUUUUGGCCCACCAUUUCGUCACAGUGUACUGUGAAACCCAUACAUGCUAUCCAACCCAUACGUCCAUAUUUUGUAUAUUAAUCAGAUUUUUUUGCACUGCAUACUUCAAACUUCUCACCCAAAUGAUUGUCAGUACUUACAGGAGAUAGCGCCAAACCUUUUUCUAAAAGAGGAAAGAAAGAAAGUUAAGGAAGGACUUUUAUUUUUUUAAACUUGUAAUCAAGUAUCAAAACUCACAAAAGUCAAAAAAAGCAAACUGUAGUAAACAAAAUAGUAUGUAAAUUCAACAAUUGCCAGAUUGGGGGCCCCUAGUGGUCAGGGGCCCUAAGCAGCUGCAUAGUCUGCGUAUGGGCUGGGCCGGCCCUGCAUAGGAUUACGAUUGAACCCGCCAGAAAAUAGCAAAGCCAUGAUUAAUGAAUGCUUUCUAGGGCUGCAGCUAUCAAUUAUUUUAGUAGUCGAUUAAUCGUUGAACUAGUUAGUUAGAAUAAUCGAGUAAUCGGAUAAGGAACAUGAAAAAUUAAAAUACCUGAGCUGGACCUCAAACGGUAUAAAAACAUUUUUUAAAAUGAAGAUAUAUGUACAACAAAAGAACAAUUGGCUAACUUACAUAGGAAAAGUCCGCUAGCUUAAAUGCUAUAAAAUGCUAACUAAUGCUAAUGUUCUUAACAAAUGGUUCAGAUACAUAUUCCCACACACAAAAAAAAAAAAACUAAGCUAAAUAUACCUAUACACUAAAUUACAAAUGCAUUGUAGAAAAAAUUAGCUUAAACAAAAAAUAGUUUAUUUUGGUCUUAACAAGCAGCAGCUGGAUUCAGCCAUGAAAUGAGGCAGACUAGAGGGCAGAGUAUCCACCCAAAUCAAUAAAAGUAAAUGCAAACACUUUCAAAAUAAACCAUUACAACGCCACUUUAAUUAAACGAAUACUUGAAGCAGCAAAAUUUAAUUCGAAUCUUUUUUUCUAAUCGAAUACUCGAGUUAAUCGAUUAAUCGUAGCAGCACUAAUGCUUUCACACACAUAAUGUUGAUAAUUACCAAGAGGGCAGCAAAAAAUAAAGCUCACUUCAACAUCGUUCC
Molecule: messenger RNA, 5172 nt
Organism: Corythoichthys intestinalis (scribbled pipefish)
Lineage: Eukaryota; Metazoa; Chordata; Actinopteri; Syngnathiformes; Syngnathidae
Product: von Willebrand factor A domain-containing protein 7-like
Exons: 19
Coding region: 786-4013 (1075 amino acids)
Source: RefSeq, a predicted model, not a curated record